ACUUGAUAGUUUAGUAAUAUAUAAAGAUCUGGUAUCCAGAAUUCAGAUUUUCAUUCAAGAUUCUUGUCUGAAAUGACUUUAUCGAUAAUAUAGGUUUCGUGUAUACAUUCGUGCAAAUAGUCGAGUCCAUGUCGGAAAUUUUUCAUUAAUCUCAUUUAGUGUUUGGAAAAACAAUCACUGCAAGAAUCUUUUUUUACCGUUCUAAGAAUAUGUUGCAUCUUGGAAUCAGAAUGACAAGCAAUGUUUCCGAGAAUUUUUAGUUUUUCAGAAGAAGAAGGUGGUGAUACUGCUGACUCGUUGGAUAUUAAGCCACCGCAAGCAGUUGUUCGCCAUCAUAAAUCAAGUUCGUCUCGUCGAAGAGAGAAACACAAUGAUAGGAGAAGUCGCAGAGAUGAAAAGGAACGCAAAUCGCGUCAGCAUGAACGCGAAGACAGGCACAGGGACAAGCACAGACAUCGUAGGCAUGUUGGAGAACCUAUGGAAAGAAUCGAGCGUUUAGAAACUUCCAAGAGGAAUCGUGAAAGAAUAGAUCGUUUAGACAGAAUGGAAACUCACUCUAGGGACAGAGAAUCAUCUAGACAUGAUCGUAAGGAAAGAAAUACAGGAGAUCGUGUUCUAGAAGACUUGAGAGAAAGACUGUUGGAUAAGAGAAGAGAAAGACGGGAAGAUCCGCGUGAUACUCGCGAUUACAAAAUGGAAUCGUCUCGUCGUGAAAUGCGAUUAGAGGAUACGCGAGAAAUACGCGAAUCGCGCGAUCGUCGAGAUGUACGAAUGGAAGAUAUUCGAGAACGUCGCGAAAUGCGUAUGAUAGACGAUAGAGAACGUCGCGAAAUUCGAAUAGAGGAGCAAAGACAUAUACGAGUGAUUGUAGAUGAACAGUUUUCGGAAAACGAAUUGAUGGAGCGACCUGAAAGGAGUGAAAAACGCCGCAAAAGAUCUCACAAGCACGAUAGAGUUCGCGAAAGAGAUCAAGAGAAAAUGGAACGCGAAAAGGAACAUAGAGAAAAACAGUUACGGGAAACGAUGGAAAUCGUAACCGAUGAAGUUAACGAAAUGGAAGUGCAAAAUGAGAUUCCUAUACAGAUUAAAGAUCCAAAAGAGAUGACGGAACAAGAACUUAGAAAAGAGAGAUUAUUGGAAGCUGAUAGAGAAAUGGCCAGAAGAAAAGAGGUUUCUAGACUAGAAUUGGAGGCAAGAAGAAUGAAGAGAGGUGAAAAACGCCCUUUGAGUCCAGACAAUAAUCCAGAUCCUUCCAUUGUGGAGCUUUCAGAUGAAAGCCCCAGUCCUACUCAUUCUGAGGGCAUGCGUUCGAAAUCAGCUGAAUCUAGACAUUCGUCAGAAGGAGAGAGAAGCUUGCGUGACAGAUCUUUGGACCGACAUUCAUCUGAUACUUCAGAAUCGAGUAGCGACGAUGAUGAUGACUCUAAUGAAUCGAAUAAAGGUACCGGUGGUGAUUCUAAUGAUGGUUCGGAGGAUUACAACAACCCGAGUCCUCUAUCCGUUGAUCGAUUAGCCAAAUCCGAUCAAUCGGAUGGAGAUUCUCCUGGUCAUGUCGAUUCUAACAAUCCUGUGAAAACCACUAAAGAGGAAGAAAAGAAAGAAGAGGAACCAGAACUACCACAUUAUUUACCAGCCAUUCAAGGUUGUAGAAGCGUCGAGGAGUUUCAGUGUUUAAAUCGAAUCGAAGAAGGCACAUAUGGUGUUGUAUAUAGAGCGCGCGAUAAGCGCACAGAAGAGAUAGUUGCGUUGAAACGAUUAAAAAUGGAAAAAGAGAAAGAAGGCUUUCCAAUUACAAGUCUGAGGGAGAUCAAUACUUUAUUGAAAGCACAACAUCCCAAUAUUGUCACUGUUCGGGAAAUUGUUGUUGGUAGCAAUAUGGAUAAGAUAUUUAUUGUUAUGGAUUAUGUAGAACAUGACUUAAAAUCUCUCAUGGAAACUAUGAAGCAAAAAAAACAAGUUUUUAUACCUGGAGAAGUUAAGUGUCUUAUGCAGCAAUUGUUACGUGCUGUUGCUCAUUUACACGAUAAUUGGAUAUUGCAUCGUGAUUUAAAGACAUCAAAUUUAUUAUUGAGUCAUAGAGGCAUUUUGAAAGUCGGUGACUUUGGCUUAGCUCGAGAAUAUGGUUCUCCCUUAAGGCAAUAUACGCCAAUUGUUGUAACACUUUGGUAUAGAGCUCCUGAAUUAUUGUUGAGUGAUAAAGAAUAUAGUACGCCUGUAGAUAUGUGGUCUGUAGGAUGUAUUUUCGCUGAGCUUCUAAGAAUGGAACCACUGUUUCCCGGAAAAUCAGAUAUCGAUCAAUUAAACAAAAUAUUUAAGGAGCUAGGUACACCCAGCGAAAGAAUUUGGCCAGGAUAUAUUAAAUUACCUAUGGUUCAAAAGAUACCGUUCUCGCAUUAUCCUGUAAAUAAUCUGAGACAAAGAUUUAGUUUAUCAUUGUCUGAUUUAGGUGUAGAGUUAUUAAACAAAUUUUUAACGUACGAUCCUCGUCAACGUAUAACCGCCGAAGAUGCUUUGAAUCAUGAAUAUUUCACUGAAGCACCUCUACCAAUAGAUCCGCAAAUGUUUCCUACAUGGCCUGCAAAAUCAGAACAAGGAACUAGAACCACGAAUGCAUCCCCGAAACCACCGAGUGGCGGCAGAGAAUAUAAACAAUUAGGCGACGGUGACGACGCUGAUUUAAGCAACUCCGGUUUUCACAUGGGUUUAAUAGAGGGUAGUAGAGCGCCGCCAAUCGGAGGUGGUUUUCAUUUGAAAUUCUAAUUAAACAAAAUUUUUUCUCAUUCUCCGUAAGAUUUUCUAAAUGAAAAUCUUUAUAUAAAAUCCCUUAUAUAAAAAACUCCUUUAUAUAAAAUAAACAUAUGCACACAUGCGCACACACCCAUAUACAGAGUGUCCCAUUUUAUUUUUGUUAGUCAAAUAUCUUGAUGAUAUUAUGGCGUUUUUGAGUGGUCGAGUUUAACCCGAUCCGGGUUAAUUUAUUAGACAUUAUUGACCAAUCACAGCCAUUCUGAAGAAUGUAAUCAUACAUA
Molecule: messenger RNA, 3029 nt
Organism: Camponotus floridanus (Florida carpenter ant)
Lineage: Eukaryota; Metazoa; Arthropoda; Insecta; Hymenoptera; Formicidae
Gene: Pitslre
Product: cyclin-dependent kinase 11B
Exons: 7
Coding region: 241-2760 (839 amino acids)
Biological process (GO): protein phosphorylation; regulation of mitotic cell cycle
Cellular component (GO): nucleus
Molecular function (GO): cyclin-dependent protein serine/threonine kinase activity; ATP binding
Source: RefSeq, a predicted model, not a curated record